CAACUGUAAUUUUUUAUUUUUUUUAAAAAGAAGAAGAACAAGAACAAGAAGUUAAAUUGCUGGAUUUAAACAGAGAAUCGAAACAAAUGCAAACCCAACAAUACAAUAAAUUAGAGAAGAAAGAGAGAAGUCUCGUGAAUUCAAUUCCCCCCCUCUCUCUCUUAACUCUGCCUUCCAGUCUCCUUCCAAAAAAACGCCCCUCUCUCUCUCUCUCUCUCCUAACACAUCAGAGAAGAAAGCUGAGUUCCACGCAAUCAAACCUUAAGAAACGAAACCCAUCUUGCAUUUUCUAUUUUAGUUGUUUUAUUGGUCUAAUGGAGUUCUAUUUAUGAGCCAAUCAAAGCCAUAGAAAAGAGAGAAUCCCUUGAAAUUCAACUACCAUGGAAGAAUCAAGUGAAGUGCAUUCUGAAGAGAAUAGAGUUUCUCUAGAGAAGAAUUUAAAAAGGACAGUCAAGACGCCAGCCCAGGUUAUUGCUUUGGAGAGCUUUUAUAAUGAGCACAAAUAUCCUACGGAGGAAAUGAAAUCAGAACUUGCAGACCGAAUUGGGUUGACAGAAAAGCAAAUAUCUAGCUGGUUUUGCCACAGAAGGUUAAAAGACAAAAGAUUGAAGGAUGAAGGAUACACUAAUGGACGACAAGAUCGGUCUAGCAGUAUUCUUCAUGAUCGUGGUAGUGGAUUGAGGCAAGAUUCAUGUGGCAGUACUAAACAAGGUGAUUAUAGGAAUAUCGAUCCAAGGGAAGUUGAAAGCCAGAGACUUUAUGGUCAAGAUUUUCAUACUGCUGAUCUAACGUAUGACCGUACAAGUCGCUAUACAGGGAAUGUUAGCGGCAUUGAUGAUAUAUCUUCAGGAAGUAGCUCAUCGUUGCAAGAUAAGUUUGUUUCUCAAAGAGAGGAUCCUUAUGAUACAGAAACCUCAAAGUACCUAGCACAGAAUGGAGCUUCCAUGCCAUUAAUUCCCAAGGGUGCUGAGAGUUUUGGGUAUAAACCAUCAGGAUAUUUGAAAGUGAAGGGCGAAAUUGAGAAUGCUGCUAUUACCGCUGUCAAGAUGCAAUUGGGCAGGCAUUAUAAGGAGGAUGGUCCACCUCUUGGUGUUGACUUCCAGUCACUCCCUCCUAGUGCAUUUGCAUCCCCAAGUAGAGAUCCAGUCAAUGGACCAAUCUAUGUAGGAGAUCUUGUUGGGAUGCGUUCUCCUGAUGUUUCUGGAGUUCGAAAGCAACCCAGUCUCAGUGGUAGAUAUGAAGUAUAUAGCACCAAGAUGAGUUCUCAUGAUUCAUAUACGGAGGGAGCAAAUUGUAAUCCCGAGCAUGGAUCCGAUUCUCAUGAGAGAAAAUCCCGUCACCAUCUAGAACAGAAGUCUACCUAUAAUGUUUCCAAUUCUAAUGCAGGCGGGAACUCUACCAUGGAUAUGCCUGAUGAUCUUGCUGUUGAAACGUCAGUCUAUAGAAGCAAAAGAAAUUAUAGGACGAGCUCUAAGCAUGAUUUUGAAGGGAGAAGAUCAGAUUCUUUUGCAACCCAUCAUGGCCCUCGUGGUAGGAGAGAAAAGACAGAAGCUUGGUUGCAUGAUUGUGAUAAUGACAAUCCUAAGAUAGCUCGAAGGAAUGACUACAUGUCUAAGCCUUCACACUCGAUUCUUGGACCUGGAAAAUCUCUUGUUACAGAGGAGAGAGCACCAUUUACAAAGACGGAAAAGGAGGAAAAGCUUUAUGGAGAAAUGAAGAGAAUGAAAGGCUCGCAUGAUUCAGUUAGAGUAAAGAGGCAUCCGAGAGAUGAAACAGCUGUUGCAAAAAGAUUCAGAGCUGACUUUCCACGUCAAGAACAUGUGACAAAAGCAUCAGUUUCUGGUAUGCGCCGAAGAACAAAUCUGACUGAAGGGUCUGUCAUGGAGAGGCCAUCUAGUUUCAGCGAGGAUGAAACUGCAGAAACCAGUUCUUCAGCAGAAUGAGGAUCUGACAAUUGAUGGAUUUGGAUGGUGUAUGGGUUUGUGUGAUCACCUGUCAGAAAGAUAGCGAUACCCAUUUACCUGAUGAAGAUGGUACGAAGUUGUACAGUUGAGAGAAUGUAUUUCAUCUGUUGGUGAUGUUCCCAUUCUACGAGGAAUGAAAUUUUAGUUCGUUAUGGCAACCAAUUGGUUUAGCCAGUGAUGUCAUCAAGUAUAUACUUCGUAGUUUGUACAAAUUUUGUCCCGAAUACUAAAAUUCUUUCCGGGGAUAUUCUGAUUGUAAAUCUGAUUAGGCAAGACCCCUUCGAUGUUGAUGACCGCGUGCCACUGCACAGCAUGCCCGUAUUGCUUUUUCGUGAAGGCAAAUGAUAGCAAGACUACUCUAUAAAGCUGUUUUCAGGGGAUGAUUGAAGUACUUUCUAGUUUCUAUAACUAAUGCAUGACAUGGCUUUUUCCUUUUCUCCCUUGUGAAAUAUGAAAGCUCGGAUUAAUAUUUUA
This is a messenger RNA of Populus trichocarpa (black cottonwood), 2438 nucleotides long. Its product is annotated as homeobox-DDT domain protein RLT1. NCBI's taxonomy places the organism in Eukaryota, Viridiplantae, Streptophyta, Magnoliopsida, Malpighiales, Salicaceae. The record is from RefSeq and is a predicted model, not a curated record. The coding region runs from base 381 to 1943 and encodes 520 amino acids. Gene Ontology annotation, biological process: regulation of DNA-templated transcription. Gene Ontology annotation, molecular function: DNA-binding transcription factor activity, RNA polymerase II-specific; DNA binding. The transcript has 8 exons.